This is a messenger RNA of Notothenia coriiceps (black rockcod), 4414 nucleotides long. Its product is annotated as girdin-like. NCBI's taxonomy places the organism in Eukaryota, Metazoa, Chordata, Actinopteri, Perciformes, Nototheniidae. The transcript has 17 exons. Gene Ontology annotation, cellular component: centrosome; cytoplasm. Gene Ontology annotation, biological process: cytoskeleton-dependent intracellular transport; cytoplasmic microtubule organization. The coding region runs from base 1 to 3234 and encodes 1077 amino acids. The record is from RefSeq and is a predicted model, not a curated record. Gene Ontology annotation, molecular function: dynein light intermediate chain binding; microtubule binding.
AUGUUGGUUAGGAUAGGAGAGAAAGACAGAGAAAAGAGGUUUAGGCUCCUGGAAACAAAACUGGAGUCGACACUGAAAUCAUCUCUGGAGAUUAAAGAGGAGAAGAUCGCAGCGCUAGAGGCCAGACUGCAGGAGUCCUCCAACCUCAACCAGCAGCUACGCCAGGAGCUCAAGACGGUAAAGAAAAACUACGAGGCGCUGCGUCAGAGGGAGGAGGAGGAGAGGAUGGUGCAGAGCUCCCCCCCGAGAGGAGGGGAAGCCCCUCAGGCUGUCAGUAAAUGGGAGAAAGAGAGUCAUGAAACCACCAGAGAGCUGCUGAAAGUCAAAGACCGACUCAUUGAGGUGGAGAGGAACAAUGCCACGCUGCAGGCUGAGAAGGCGGCGCUGAGGAGCCAGCUCAAACAACUGGAGACUCAGAGCUCCAACCUGCAGGCUCAGAUAGUGGCGGUGCAGAGGCAGACUGCGUCUCUCCAGGAGAACAACACGUCACUGCAGACUCAGAACGCCAAGCUGCAGGUGGAGAACUCCACCCUGAGCUCGAAGAGUGGCGCCCUCAUGGCCCAGAAUGCCCAGCUGCAGACCCAGCAGAGCAGCGUGGAGGGGGAGCGAGAAGGAGCUCUGAAGGACAAAGAGGAGCUGAGGUCCACCUACGAGCUGCUCCUCCGAGACCACGAGAAGCUGGCAGCGCUCCACGAGAGGCAGGCGUCCGAGUACGAAGCCCUGAUCGGAAAACAUGGCGGCCUGAAGACGUCCCACAAGAGCCUGGAGCAGCAGCACAGGGACCUGGAGGACAAGUACAAGCAGCUCAUGCAGAGGAAGGGAGAGCUGGAGGAUCUGGAGAAAAAUCUGAAGGAGCAGCAAGAGAAAAUGGCGCUGGAGAAUGAAACGCACCGAUCCACAGCUGACCAGUUCAAACUGCUCAAAGAAGAAAAUGAUAGGCUGAACAAUACCCAUCGUCAGCUGGUGAAGGACAACGACAACCUCCAGCUGGACCAUAAGAACGCAAAGACCCAGCUGAACAGCGCCAAGCUGGAGCAGACCAAGCUGGAGGCCGAGUUCUCUAAACUGAAGGAGCAGUACCAGCAGCUGGACAUCACCUCCACCAAGCUGACCAACCAGUGUGAGUUGUUGAGCCAGGUAAAAGGAAACUUGGAGGAGGAGAAUCGCCACCUGUUGGACCAGAUCCAGACUCUGAUGCUGCAGAACCGCACACUGCUGGAGCAAACCAUGGAGAGCAAGGACCUGUACCACGUAGAGCAGAGACAAUACAUAGACAAGCUGAAUGAGCUGAGGAGACAGAAAGAGAAGCUGGAGGAGAAGAUCAUGGACCAGUACAAGUUCUACGACCCCUCGCCCCCACGCAGGCGUGGAAACUGGAUCACUUUGAAGAUGAAAAAGUUGAUCAAGCCGAAGAGCCGGGACAGGAUGCGCUCUCUCACGCUGACUCCCUCUCGUUCAGAGUAUGGCGACGGUUUCCUGACGCUUCCUCCGGACUGCCAGGACAGCUCGUCCAUCGGCUCUGGCUCCAACUCGCUGGACGACACACUCACACAGAAGAAGAGCAACAGGAGGAGAGGGCAGCAGGCCCAUGCCCAAGGGCAGGGUUCAACCAAUGCUUUAAAAAGGUUGCCUUUCAUGAGGAACAGAUCCAAGGACAAAGACGAGGCCAAAGCCAUCUACCGGCGCUCCAUGUCCAUGAACGACCUGCUGCAGACCAUGGCGGUGGCGGGUGGUCCCGGCGCUGAGUGGGCGAGCAGCAUCGACCACCUGGACGGAGCUGAGGCCGGAGACAGAGACACGGCGGGGAGCAGCCGGCGCAGCGGGCGGAGCAUGAAGGAACUCGCCUACUCCACCAACGCCAUCGACUACUCCACGCUCACCCUGCCCACCGCCAGGCAGAGCAGGGCCAAGCUCCGCCUCCAGGUCAAAGCAGAUAAUGCUUCAUGUGAGGAUGUCGCCGGCUCCUUAGAUGACCCCAAGAUUCAAGCCUCAAGACCCCCCAGUCUCCAUAGCAACAGGACCAUCAGUAGUAAUAGUAACAAUAACUCCCACCUCACCUCUCCUCUGGAGGGCAAAGGCACGUUGAAUGGCAGCCUGAGCCGGCCCCACAGUGAGAGCAGCGGGGAGUUCAGCCUCAGUCUGGACCAGGAGGUGUGGUCCAGCAGCGGCAGCAGCCCGGUGCAGCAGCCCUGCUCCUCCAGAACCUCCCACCAGAGCCCCCUGCAGCUGAGGAGGCCCCUCGACCCGGGACAGCCCCCCGGCAGGAAGACGGGGUCCCCAGCCUGCGAGGUGCUGUCCCUGCAGCAGUUCCUGGACGAGGGCAUCGAUCCUGCAGAGUCUGGCAGUCAGGAGAACCUCACUGUGGACUCCCCCCGCCUCUCCACCUCUUCUGAGCAUGUACAGAAGGAGCGUCCUGUCACGAAGGCCCGGGGCAUCCUCCGCUCCGCCAGCGGGAAAGCGGCGCCCGUCAGCUCCGACCGUCCUCCGAGGUCCUCCGGUCAGCCGGGCCGCCCCACGCUGCGUAAGGCUGAGAGCACCCGGGUGAGGGGCUCCGUGCCGCUCCGCUCCUCCCUGUCGUCGCAGGGCAAAGCGACGUCCGUGUCGGGACUCCUGGACUCCGCCUCGUCCACCCUGCCCCGCGCCAGCAGCGUCAUCUCCACCGCCGAGGGCUCCACGCGGCGCACCAGCCUCCACGACCUGCUCUCCAAGGACAGCCGGUCCCCCAUCUCCGUGGAUACGUCUCCCAACGGCGCCUCCACUAAGGCUGGGGUCUGCUCCCAGCCCACACCCAGUGAGUACCACCCCUCCAGCACCAACCUAAAGGGACCCCUUGCCACCACCAUGCCCAAGUCACUCAGCUUACCUUGCCAUAGCUUGGAGGACCCCGACCUCUCCACCCUCGAGUCCUUCCUCGGCCCCUCCUUCACUGUAGAGUCCGUGUUCAUGGACUCCAUCUUUAGUGAGUCGGCGUGCAAAACCCACCCCUUCCUGUCUCUAAACCCCUCCCUAGUCAGCAACAUCAGCGGGCCCCCUGUUACGAAUAAAACACACUCUCCUCCUCCUAUCCCCUCCCAAAACGAGCCUCACAGCCAAUCAAAUGGCCAGAUGAGAUCCAGCCCAGCCAGUGUGACAGAAAUUAACGAGGGCCUUGAUCCCAGUGGUGAGAAUAAUUUGGAGCAGUCACUGAACGCAGAGGACAACCAGUCUCUGUGGUAUGAGUACGGGUGUGUGUGAACGAGGUGGGGGUCCGGCUCGCUGAUCUUUCCCCCCCAGACUUAAUGAAAAGAGGGGGAGAAUGAAUAAUGGAUAAAUUACAAAUCCUCCUCUGCAUGUAUUUAUUGGAGCACUAUCUCUGUGUGGCGUUUUUGUUCUUUUUCUGUUUGGUGCUGAUUGGUGAAUCGCUGUUGUUUUUGUUUUCUGCCUUAUUCUCCGGGGUGGGACUUUGAUGAAUGUUCUUUCAUCUUACAGCCAUAUUAUUGUUUCCUCAUCCAAUCCGUUAACACUCUGCUAUUAUCUGCAGUCUGGGGUUAAUGCAUCAAGGCUCAGAGUUUCUGUUUUACCAAAUCAUCUUAAUGUCCAAUAAAACAAAGCAUUGUGGGCCACAUUUUUCAAUGUGUCGGAUAAUACAUUCGCUUCCACUUUCUGUUACUGAUGCUGUUUGGGUUUCUGUCUUCUUCACUGCUUUUUAACUCGGUUGCAUCAUUCACUAAAUUGCACGGCUUUGUUCUUGUCCGACGCUCAUUUUGAUUGCUGUGAUCAAAAUGGUUAUCAUGUGUACCUUUUUUUUGUUUGUUUCUAUAUUGACGGUGUGGACGGUUUGUUUCGUUUUUUUUAUACACCUUUUCUGUAUUUUCUUGUUGUUUGAUAUUAACCUGAUCUCCGUGGGUUUUGAUCUGAUGGUCAUUCAUCUUGGGCUGGUGACAAAAUGAUGAAGCUUCAUUCCCAAAAUGAUCUGAGGGAAGGUGUAGCUGGUGAAGAGGAAGCUGAGAGUGAAAGCAAUGGAGGACCAGGGGGGGGGUUAUAUUUGACUUGUAUUCAGCUCAUUAUAGAGUUAUAGUAACAGGAAGUAGUAGAAUAGUUGAGAGAAGAGAAAAGUAGAGUUGAGUUUUCAAUGGUCAGAUUGUUUUGUGAAUGAAGCGUACAUCAUUUCUUUUGGCAUCUGAAGUGUUGUAUUGACUCACCCUGACGCACCACAUACUGUAUGGAUAAUAUUUGAUCAUGUAUUUUAGACGAGAUCUUGUACAGAUUGUAGUAACCCUUAAAUUAUAAUCAAAGACGGGCACUGCUUUCUGUGCCAAAAAGAGUAGAACUGUUCACCUCUAUAUCCUUAUUUAUUUCUGCUUCUGUACUCUGUUUUGAAGUUGCUUUGAUGUAUUUAUAUAUUAAUCUGAAAUAUAUUCCGGUAUGAAGUAAA